Rhineura floridana is the source of this 6545-nucleotide messenger RNA. It is a transcript of the gene GEN1, whose product is annotated as GEN1 Holliday junction 5' flap endonuclease. The transcript has 14 exons. The coding region runs from base 241 to 3066 and encodes 941 amino acids. Gene Ontology annotation, molecular function: 5'-flap endonuclease activity; four-way junction DNA binding. The record is from RefSeq and is a predicted model, not a curated record. Lineage: Eukaryota; Metazoa; Chordata; Lepidosauria; Squamata; Rhineuridae.
AGGUGUUACGAUAACACCAUUGGUUCUGUUGGUCACCACCCGUUCAGCCGUCCCAGCCCCCUGCUCCGAAACGUCAUGGUUUCACGCACGCGCACUCAGACCCGCGGAAUUACGAACGUUGGCGCUUUGGUUGUAGAAGUAGCGGCGAUGGAAAAAGGCCCGUCGUGACGCUGCUUCGGUGUUGUGCGAAUUGAAGGACGCGGGGGCUGAUGUUCUUAUAUUUCCUGAAUAUUUUGGACAAUGGGAGUAACUAGCCUGUGGCAGAUCCUAGAACCUGUAAAACAACAUGUCCCCCUAAACAGUCUUAAAGGAAAGACGCUCGCGGUUGAUUUAAGUCUCUGGGUGUGUGAAGCACAGACAGUUAAAAAGAUGAUUGGAAUAGUCACAAAACCUCAUCUUCGGAAUCUUUAUUUUCGAGUCUCUUCUUUAACGCUUAUGGGGAUCCAUCUGGUGUUUGUCAUGGAGGGAGAUCCCCCAGAGCUGAAAGCUAACACAAUGCGGAAGAGGACAGAGGUUCGCUUCGGGCCAUCCAGGAAGCCUGGAACUGCAAGGAAAGGGAGAUCUCAUUUUCAGUCUCUACUGAAAGAGUGCCUUGAAAUGUUGGAGUGCUUAGGAGUCCCUUGGGUUCAAGCAGCUGGUGAAGCAGAGGCCAUGUGUGCUUAUCUGAACUCGAAUGGUUAUGUAGAUGGCUGCAUCACCAAUGAUGGUGAUGCCUUCCUUUAUGGUGCUCAAACAGUUUACCGGAAUUUUACCUUGAACGCAAAGGACCCACAUGUUGACUGCUAUUCGAUAUUGGCUAUUGAGGAGAAGCUAGGCUGCAACAGAGAGUAUCUGAUUGGAUUAGCAAUUCUGCUUGGUUGUGAUUAUCUUCCUAAGGGAGUUCCUGGAGUUGGAAAAGAACAGGCUUUAAAGCUGAUUAGGGCUUUGAGAGGACAGAGUUUACUGCAAAGAUUUGAGCUCUGGAAAAACCACUUCCAAUAUGGCGCUAUCCCAGGCCUAGCCAUUAAAAAGGUGGUUCACUGUGCUGUGUGCCAUCAUCCAGGAACUUAUAAAGAUCAUGAGCGCAUUGGAUGUCAUCUCUGUGGCAGUGUGGGGUACUGUGAACCCCAUGAUACUGAACACUGCUGCCCUUGUCGCUGGCACUCCUCUGAGCAAGAUCGGCAGGCCAGCACAGUGGAGGAGGGCAUUAGAAAGAAAGCUAAAGCAUGUGAAGGCUUCCCGUUUCCUGAGGUUAUCCAAGAGUAUCUUAUCAGCAAAGAUCGACCGUUGAAGUUAAAUGGGUGCCAAAGGCCAAAUUUAUUGUCCUUUCAGAAAUUUGCUUUUGAGAAAAUGGACUGGACCAAACAUUAUGCUUGUGAGAAACUAUGUGUCCUCCUGACACACUAUGACAUGAACAGAAGGAAGUCUGGCUAUACCGACCCACAGCAGCUGCAGGCACUACGGAUAGUCAAGACGCGGACUAAAAAUGGAAUCCUUUGCUUUGAAAUAGAGUGGCAAAAACCAGAUCAUUACACUACAGCAGAUGAUCAGCCUUCAGAACCCUUUUUAAGAACAAUGGAAGAGUCAUCGUUAUUUCAGGCUGCAUAUCCAGAAGUGGUUGCCCUGUAUCAAAUGGAGAAGUUGGAAAUUUGCAAGGGAAAAAAAGGUAAGAAGAAUAAAUAUAAAGAGAGAGAAUGCUUAGCUGGGGACAGCGAAGUUGCAGGUCUUCUUUCUCGGUUGAACCUACAAUCUGAUGGGGCAGCCUUUCCCAACAAAGACUCUGAGCCUGAGUUUAAAACCGUUUCUGAUUUUCAAACAGUUCCAGAAAAAGGCUCUACAUUUCAGGGUCUCUCUGUAAAUGCAAAUUUUUCGACUGCAGUCAUGCUGAGUCAAAAGCCGCCAUCAUCCUCACUCAUGACUACUUCACGAAAGACAGAGUAUAAUUGCAAUCCCGGUCAUUCUCCGAGCUCACAAGUAGAAUUAACUAAACAACUUGCAAACUCUUAUGCAUCUUCUGCAAUUGCUGAUCUGCACUUGAGUGGCAUUGACUGGGAAGGAACAUCUUUCAACUCAUCUCCAAUGCAUGCUAAUGUUACUUGUUAUUCAGAAUCUGAGUCAGACGCAUGUAGUAAUUCUGCAAAUCAACACUCUCUACUGCGCUGUAAAACAGCAAUCCUUUUCCCGUGUUUGAAUUCUGUGCAGUAUGAUCCAGAUCCACUGAGCAGUGAGGACUGCUCUGUUUCAGAGAGUGACUUUCAUCAAGGUCAAAAUUAUUUAUCUUUAAAAGAACACGUAAUUCUAAAGCCUUCUUCUUUGAACAAAGCUUCAAAUAUGGUUCUUUUAAAUGCUUUGCAAAUGGUAGAACAAAUCAAGGGAACUUCUAGCCCCAAGGGAAAAUUUCCAUCUCCUUCAGCUCAGCUAAAUGGCAGCGCUCAGCAAGUUGCAAAUGUGUUAUCAGAAAAAUAUCCAUGGGAACCCAGCUUGCCAAACCAUAAAGAAGUGCUGAAAAGCUCUGAAAACCCAGUCCAGGCAUCAGAUAACCUCACUAGUUCAGGCACUUCAGUAUCAGUGGGCCUGUGCACUGGAACACAAGAACCAAUUUGCUUGGAAAAUAAGCCACUGAUGUUGUCUGUCCAGUCAAAAAUGGUCCUAGAUAGCUGUUGGAUGCGAAAAAAUCCCUUGCCAGCCACUCAGGAAAGCUCACUGAAGAAGAGUGUGUGCCAAAAUAGUUAUUCUAGUGAAGACAGUGAUGGUGAGAGUAUGGAAGAUAGGAGGAAGGGUCACAGAGGUUCCAAGUGGCAAAGGAAGUGUAACCUGGUCCAUCUGAAGGACAACUGGAGGGACAAAAGGAGCAGCAACAAAUCAGCGACUGAAAUUCAUCUGGAAGUACCUACUCUUAAAGCACCAGGCAUUGGUUUCCCAGCAGAAGAGCCUCCUAUUGUGCACAUUCACAAUUCUCCAAGACCCACAGAAUAUGAACUUAGUGGAUCCUAUGCUCAUCUUCAGGCAAAGGGAAGUGAUUCUGACACAUGGGCCGAUAGUCCCCUGCCUCUGUCCGAAAGGCUAAAACUAAGACUGCAGAAAUAGUGCAUUUAUUUCAUUAUGCUGGGCAUUUCUUAAACGACAUUCUCCUUUUCCAUCACUUUAGUAGGCUGUAUAAGUAAAAGCUCAUGUGAUCGUUUUAAGUAAAGAAACGCGGCCUUAAUUGGCAAGGAUGUAGUAGAUCCUGAAUGGGCAAGGACUAAAUCCUGUCACAAAAUGAAAUUAACUAGAUUCUUCAGGCAGCCUGAAUCGCAGGGGCAAGGAACUUUUUCGGCUCCACAGGCCAGAUCCUUAUUGGGAUCUGCCUUGAGGGCCGAAUUUGGCAGGUGGGCAGGACUGGGGAGUGGGGGAAAGACUUGCAAAAGCCUCUUCCAAGUUGGAGACUUAAAAGGAAGAAGUAGGGAGACUUGAAAGAGGCUUUUACAAGUCUCUUCCCCUUUUAGUCCUCGAUCUCAGGGGACUUAAAAGGAAAGCACAAGGAGAAUUGGAAAAAGUUUUAAGAUAGCCCCUCUGCUUCCAUAUGAGCAAAGGGAAGGGCAGGAGCUGUCUUAGAGCCUUUGCAAAAGCCUCUUUGAAGUAGCUCUCUUUUGCAUAGGACUUUAAUCUCUACUCAGUUUAUGAGCAGGGAUUAAAUCCUGCUGCCUUGGCUGGGUGAUCUUGUUCCAUACUAGGAACCGAUCACACAGCAAAUGCAAGAUUAAACCCUGUCCUCCUGCCCAUCUGUUGAUGUCGCUAGUGGUGCCAGCUGAUGGGUGGGUGAAUGUGGCAUGGGGAAAAUGUCCUCAGGUCAAAUGAGACCCCCUGAUUGUGCUGAUGGUGUGUUCCUAAGAAUGUCCUUUUCAAUGAGAAGUACAUAUAUCCACUGCAAUGAUGCCACAAUGGCAUGAGGUCAGGCAUUAAUGAAAGUAACUUGUGGGCAAGUUGCUAAUAUGUAUCUAGGUGGCAAUGCUAUUGAUAUCUAAUACUUUCACACUUAUAAGUAGUACUACCUGAUUGGGUUGGGUUUUUUUAGAGCUUUUCAUGGACCAAAUUGCAGAACACUUUAGGGGUCUGGGAUCGUAGAGUGGGUCUACAUACGCAGCAAGUGGUUUAAUGCUAUGGUGGUAGGAUGGUGGGAGAUACCACUCUUGAAUAUUGCCCCAUGUAAGAAACUUCCUGCAAAUAGAAAACCUACACAUCAAGGAGAAAGAUUCCAGCCUAGCCCUUUGCCUGCUAUGUUGGUUUUCUAUUUGCAGGAAUUUCUUGCAUAAAAUGUAAUCCUCCACUUGCGUUCUGAAGUGGUACUGCCCAUUUUACCACCAUGUUCUUCUGCAUGUGUAGACCAGAUGUGGUUUUAUUCAUUGACAAUGAAGAUCCCAGUUGCUGUAAAGAUGCAAUUUACCCUCUUCAGUAGCUGGAAGCUAGGAAAGUGUUGGAAGAAAGUAAGAUGCCAGAAUGUAGACAGCUAUAAAGACAUUCGCAUCUUGGUUUCCAUCCUCUGCUCGUCUGCUGACAUGUCACACCAGAGCACAAACAACCCCAUUUUUGCAGUGCCUUUUUUCCUUCCCCAUGUUCAACAAAAUUCAACUGUAGCCGGUCUUAUGUAUACCAACCUUUUUAGUCUCAGAGCAUACUGUAGUUAAGCUGAAUUUACUGCUGUCUAAUAUUUGUCCCUCUGGAAAGUGUAUGUGAACACUUUGGUCCAGGAUUUGGAAAUCAAGUCAAUCAGUAUCAACUCCAUGGAUUUAGUAUUACAUGCUGGCAUUUAUAUUUUCUUCAUCAGUAUUGUGCCUUUUCUUUUGACUUAGUGCGUGUUGGAGCCAAAAGCCUUUGAAUUAAACAUAAAAAAAAAUAGUGGUUCACCUCCAAACAUGAGGUUAAAUCAAACCCUAAAUUAAAUCUGAUUAAAUUAAUAUUAUCUGAUGAUGAAAAUACUGUUUUCCUUUAUGCUGGAGUCGUAAGUACAUUUGCCAGGAAGCAAAUCCGGUUGAUUUCACUGUAACUUACGUUUCAUAUUAGCAUGCUUAGGAUUGUACUCUUUAUCCUACACUGUGCAAACCUAACCACGUCUACUCAGAAGUAAAUCCCAUUGAGUCAGUAGAUGGAUUGCAGCUUGAGAGAAAUGCCCUGAAGCCCAUGAAAAUCCAUGGCCUUAACUAUGCCUAACUACAGGAGUAUGGCCUUGUAAGCAGCAUGCAGUUGUAAACCUUGUGUUACAGCAGGGUGGCUAACCUGUGGCACUCCAGUUCUUGUUGGACACCAGCUUCCAUCAGUUCCAGCCAGGAUGGCCAAUGCCAUCAAAUAAAUCUUUUAUCAAAGACAAUGGUCCCAAACAGUAGUAGUCUAAAUUGUGAAAUGAUGCACAAAAGAAUUUAUAGUGCAAUCCUAUGCAUAUUUGCAGGGAAUAGUGUCACUAUGCCCACUGGGAAUCUUCUCUCCUCCCCCCACUCAAAAAAGAGCAUGAGCAUGUUUAAGAUUACAUCCUUAGUAUAAGCAUACAUCGUGUUCCUACAGAGUUGUUACUUUUCUCUGGUGCUAGAUAUUGCAUGACUUCUAACUUUAUUGGAGUCAGAUUUCUGCCUCUUGGGGAGGAUCUGUAGCUCACUAGUAGAGCACAUGCUUUGCAUGCAAAGGUUCAAUGCCUGGCAUCUCCAGGUUGAGCUGGGAAAGACCACCAUUUGCAAUCCUGGAGAACUGCUGCCAGUCAGUGUAGACACUUCUGAGCUGUAUGGGACCAAUGGUCUGACUUUGUAUAUAUUUCCAUCCACACUCCCUGUGGAUGGUGAUCAUGUCACAUCUAGAUGCAAAUCAUUGCAGACAUUGAGAAUAUAGAGACAAAAUAUGUGUAUGCAUUGCUUCCUGCAAAGGGAGGGAUGUAAAAUUGGCAGAGAAGCGUGCUAUUUUAACCUAUAGAUGGCCACAGAAAUUAUUUGCAGCAUGUAUAGGAUUGCAGUCACAAAGGCUAGACACAGUAUUUUGAACUUUCAUUGGAAAGUCAUUUAAGAACAUGCUUCUCUCUUCCACUGAAGCAAUGGGGGCUUAGGUGUGGCUGAGUCAUAUGAAGUUUAUAAAGCCAGGUUGUAAUAAAUGAGGAGGGCUUACUGUUUCAACUGCGAGUCAACACCUGCAAAGAUAAUUCUUUGCCUCCUGUUUGGGAUCCAGGCCCUCAGGAGAAGUAUCUGGAGAAGGCCCUUGUUUUAGCUGCAUUGUCUUCUGCCCGAGGUGAGGAGAAACUGACUGCUGCUCUAUCCCACAGGCCAACAAACAGCAAUGUGACUCUAGCAGAAGAGUCAGUAUAUUCCACUCUAAGUGCUGCCUUUCUAGCAAAAAGAAUCUCAUGAGCAGAAGCAUUCGUCCUUGUGCCACUUGUGUAUUUUUAAUAGUCUUGCCACGCAGAAUUUUGCUUGCCUUAGAAUUGUGGAUGUCAUCCUCUGUGUCGAAUCAGUAUGCUAAUCAGACCUGCUGUUACUCUUUGAUUGUAUAGUUCCAGAGUUGAAAUUAAAUGGACAGAUGGACAAAUUUUGGUUGCCUAUAUCUAAGUUGUG